AAAGCUGACAUUUUAAGUGGCUUUUGGGUGGUAAGGACGGUAAGGUUGGUAGUCAUUUUUACGAAAAACGUGCGUUGUUUGAGGUUAUCCAAGUUUUUGAAACAAGUUUAAAAUGGAUAAUAUUCUGAAUGACGAAAAGCCUCGAGUGAUUUUAGGAGAAUAUAAAGUGACGCAGAAUUUGCCCUCGGAACCAACUGUUUUGGACGAGAAAUGGGACUUGAAAACCUUUAAGAAGAGAUUUAGGGUGGUGAUUGUGCGAAGUGAAGAGAAUGAACUCGAAUUUGACUUGAUAGGGAUUCACCCGUUCCUAGCAAACACUUUCAGAAGGUUAAUGUUGAGUGAUGUCCCCACAAUGGCCAUUGAAAAGGUUCACAUUCUUAAUAACACGUCUAUAAUCCAAGACGAAGUUUUGGCCCAUCGUUUAGGCCUGAUACCGCUAAAGGCCGACCCCCGAUUAUUUGAAAUGAAAACUGAUCCAACUGCUGAAGGUACCGAACAGGAUACUCUAGAGUUUGCGUUAAAAAUUAAAUGUACCAAUAAUAAAGACAGCAGUAAAGACUCACUGCGAGCUGAAGAUAUGUACAAAAACAAUAAUGUGUAUUCAAAACACAUCAAAUGGGUGCCCAUUGGUAAACAGAAGGAGCGGUUUAGUGACGUGGGCCCCAUCCACCCUGACAUUCUCAUUGCCAAAAUGAGGCCAGGCCAUGAGUUAGAUUUAAAAUUAUUAGCAGUCAAGAGCAACGGGCGAGACCAUGCGAAAUUUUCUCCUGUCGCAACCGCAUUUUAUCGCCUUCUUCCCGACAUAAAAUUAUUACGAGAAGUGGAAGGUGAAGCAGCUGAGAGACUCCAAAAAUGUUUCUCUCCCGGUGUGAUUUCAAUCCGACAUGAAAAAGGCCGCAAAUACGCUGUUGUAGCUAAUGCGAGGUAUGAUACAGGAAGUCGGAAUGUUUUCCGUUAUGAAGACCUCAAGGACGCAGUAGCGAUGACCAAAAUUCAGGAUCAUUUCAUUUUUACGGUCGAAUCUGUGGGGGCUUUACCACCUGAUGUGAUAUUCAUGGAAGCUGUUAAAAUAUUAAAAGACAAAUGUCUUGCUUUAUUAGAUGAAUUAAGUCAUGUAUAAACAUUUCACUUAAUAUACUUUUAUCAAACCACAAAAAAUAUAAUGAACAAGGUUAAAAAUAAAAAACAUUUGACGCGUAAA
This is a messenger RNA of Tribolium castaneum (red flour beetle), 1201 nucleotides long. It is a transcript of the gene Polr1C, whose product is annotated as RNA polymerase I and III subunit C. The transcript has 5 exons. NCBI's taxonomy places the organism in Eukaryota, Metazoa, Arthropoda, Insecta, Coleoptera, Tenebrionidae. Gene Ontology annotation, molecular function: protein dimerization activity; DNA binding. The record is from RefSeq and is a predicted model, not a curated record. Gene Ontology annotation, cellular component: RNA polymerase III complex; RNA polymerase I complex. Gene Ontology annotation, biological process: DNA-templated transcription. The coding region runs from base 113 to 1120 and encodes 335 amino acids.